GGGGGUUGUACCGAUUGAUCAAAAGAAUAAAAAUUAAAAAUGUUGGGAGAUUUCUUAGUUCGAUUUCUUCUGAUGAUAUUUGGGUAUUGUUAUCCAGCUUUUCAAUGCUACAAGGUGGUGGUGAAAUCCCCAAUUCAGGUUCAAGAGCUUCUAUAUUGGUGCCAAUUUUGGAUUAUUGUGGCAAUUUUAACAGUUGUUGAGAGGAUUGCUGAUGUUUUUGUGGGAUGGUUCCCCAUGUAUGGAGAAUUGAAGUUGGCUCUCUUUAUCUAUUUGUGGUAUCCAAAGACUAUGGGAUCAGGGUAUGUAUUCGACCAGUUGUUGAGGCCCUUGGUUGAUAGUAACGACAAAGAUAUCGAAAAGAUGUUGUUAGAUUUGAGAGUAAAAGCUUGGGAUUUGGCUAUUUUCUACUGGAACAAUUGUACUGAGUUGAGCCAAUCUGCAUUUGUCAGAGUUGUUAACUACAUCGCUGCUCAAAGUAACAACCUUGGUUCUACAUCUUCACCUCCAUCUAAGAAGGAAAUGUGAACCUUUUUUUUAUCACAUCAAUUAUGGGGUUGGUGGGGGAAGCCUAUGUUCGUCGUCAUUGAGCUUAACCUACCAAAUCUUUGACAAUGAAAGUAAUCUCUAUUCUUAUUUUUAAUACAAAUUAAGAAGGUAGGAAUUUGAAUUUGAAACCUCUUAGUUUUUAAAA
Molecule: messenger RNA, 691 nt
Organism: Cucumis melo (muskmelon)
Lineage: Eukaryota; Viridiplantae; Streptophyta; Magnoliopsida; Cucurbitales; Cucurbitaceae
Product: HVA22-like protein j
Exons: 4
Coding region: 40-525 (161 amino acids)
Source: RefSeq, a predicted model, not a curated record